UAUGUUAUCAACUUAUACUGACCUACGCAUAGCUGUUGAAAAAUAGAUUAACUAAGAUCAUUAAUUUUCUAAAAAUGAUAACCUAAUUUUGAAAACGAAAGAACAAUUUUAGUUGGUUGAAGCACUUAAAUUGCUUGUACUUUCGUUUUUAAAAUUCCAUUUAGUUUUCAGAAAAUUAAUGUUCUUAUAUAUAUUUCAAACAACAAUACGUUUUUCCAAAGUAGAAGUGAUACACUUAAUACCAACAUCUCCAACGGAGUGAAGACAUCGAUCAUAACAUAACACUAUAUGGAUAGUGUUGUUAAAUACACUACUUGCAGUGUGUCGCAUUACCGAGAUAUCUGUUACAUGUGAAGGGGAAAUAACAGGACUGUAAGGUGCAGAAGACAUUUUUGAAAAAGACUCCACGCAAUUAGCGGAAGCCAUGGUGCUCGUGGUUGCAAGUCUAGAUUUUGGAACGACCUACUCGGGAUGGGCGUACUCGUUCACACACGAGUUUCAGCAGGACCCCACCCAGAUAAAAUCAAAACACUGGAAUGCAGACCAGUUCAUGUCAAAUAAAGCGCCAACGUGUGUUCUUAUAAAUUCUGAUGGGAAAACUGUAGACGCAUUUGGGUAUGAGGCUGAAGACAAGUAUGCCAAACUGGCGCAAAAAAACGAACACAAGGAUUGGUACUACUUUAAGCAUUUCAAGAUGAAACUAUUCGAGAGUGAGGGUUUGAGGACAAAUGACAUGCUCGAGGAUGCAACGGGCAAACCAUUAUCUGCACUUACCGUAUUCUCGUCUGCCAUCAAAUAUCUCCAUGACGACUUGUUCAAGACGCUGCAGAAUGGGACCGGUGGAAGCAUUUUUACAGAAGACAUUCACUGGGUGCUCACCGUUCCUGCAAUAUGGAGCGACAUUGCCAAGAAGUUUAUGAGACGCGCUGCGCUAGAGGCAGGUAUUGAGACCGGCCAACUUACCAUAGCGCUUGAACCAGAGGUGGCGUCAAUAUUCUGUCGUCAUUCUAAAAUGACCAGGACAGCAACCUCGUCCUCCGUUGACAUAUCGACGUUUCCACCUGGAACACGUUACCUUGUAUGUGACGCAGGAGGUGGAACUGUAGAUAUCACUGUCCAUGAAAUUACUCCAGACAUGCGUUUGAAAGAAAUUGCAAAAGCCAGCGGUGGUGCCUGGGGAGGAACACAGGUCAAUCUGCAGUUUGAACGAUUGAUUGAUACGAUAGCAGGUUGUAGCGUAAUAAAUGCGCUCAAAGAAGAAUUCAUGGACGACUAUUGUGAUCUUAUGGCGACAUUUGAGCUAAAAAAGAGAGAAUUCAAGGAUUCGUCAGACGUUUUGUUUCGUUAUCCCUCUUCUAUGAGGAAGAUGGUUAAAAAACUGACGGAUGCAUCGUUGGAGGAUCAAAUUGAGAGAUCAAUUUAUAAAGGCAAGAUUUCACGAAAUCGCGAUAAACUUUGUAUCAACUAUGACGUCAUGAUAUCAUUGUUUAAGACGACAAUUCAUAAUAUAAUUGAACACAUAUCUACCUUGAUAUGCAACCACGCUGAGAGGCAAAUCGGACACAUCGUGAUGGUCGGGGGAUUUUCUGAGUCACCGCUGUUGCAACGAAGAGUGAAAGAGGCUUUCAGAGGACAGCACAUUAUCAUUCCUUCAGAGGCGGGUCUAGCGAUUCUUAAAGGUGCUGUCAUAUUUGGACACAACAAGCAGAGUAUCGUUUCAAGAAUUGCGCGGUUUACUUAUGGAAACGACUGUUUUACGGAUUUUGAUGAAUCUAUUCAUCCGAUUAGUAGGUUAUAUAUAAGAAAAGACAACAAGAAACGUUGUGCAGGAUUUUUUUCUAAGUUGGUAGAGGUAGGACAGUCUAUUCCAGUGGAUUACGCUGCAGGGUCCAAAAAGUAUUACCCAAUAGAUGACAAUACUGGUUACAUGGCGAAGAUUUGUGCCACCAAAGAGAAGGCACCGAAAUUUGCAGAUGACCCAGGAUGUUUUCGUGUUGGUAAAUUCUAUGUAGAUUGCGAGGAUAGGGAAGGAAACAUCGGAGGCGCUAUGAUUAGCAUGUAUUUUGGAGGGACUGAAAUCGAAGUCAAAGCCUCUCUGUUGUCCACUGGUGAAGAAACGUCAGCCACGUUCGAUCUUCCGGACUGAAUCCUUUCCUUCUACCUCAAAUUUUGACGGGUUUGUUUAUUGAGGUAUGCUCAGUCGAUUGCUACUGGAGCUUUAAAUUAUUCUUGUGUACUGUGGAUGUUUUCAUUUUCACAAUGUUGGUUAAAAUAGCAUGAAGGAAAUGCUGCAUGCUGUAUCAAUUGUAUCAAUUUUAUUGAGUAAUGCCCUCUUUCAAUUUACAACACUGGUUGAAAGAAAGAACGAAACAUAUGAUGCCAUCUUAUUUGACAUUAAACAUAAGCACAGUUCUCAUGAAGACAAUGAGAGAAUGAGAACGGAAUGGGGUUGGAAUUCAUUUAUUGAUUCGGUUAUGUUCUAAUUCAAGACACUUGUCUUUACAGUUUUAUUGGUCGAACAAAAGCUGUUUGACUUAGCUUUGUGGCAAAGCCGAGAAACUUUUAUGGUUUUUGUCAGUCUAUUGAAUUUAUCAUCAUUUAUAUAAUUUAUUGACACAUGAAAUUGAUAAAAAUUUCGUUUCAAGAAUUUGACAUACACUUGUGUAAGUAAAGUCCAGUGUCUUGUGACAGCGAAAACCCAUGUAUCAUGAAUUCGCGGAAUCAUCUAUUUCUUCAUUCUUCGAAAAUUAAUCACAACUCAAAAUAAAUCUUCAAAUACAUCAAAUUAAUUCCACAAAGAGGUGAAAAAAGUUUUCCUAUAUUUGCAAAAGUUUAUGUUAAUGGUACUUUGAACGCGUCUACAGUGUCAUGCUUGAAAAACACCGACGUCAAUGGUUUUGUUUUACUGUGGGGCGAAUACCUCUUUAAAUGGCGUGGUUACCUCUUUAUAUGAUGUGGUUACUUGAUAUAUGACCCGGUUACUAUUUUAUAUGAUAUGUAUAAUUCUUGACAUGAUAUGAUUCUUCUUUCUAUUGUGUAGAUACUUUAUUUAUAUGUUAAGGUUACUUCUAUAUAUGAUGCGAAUUUUUCUAUACAUGUUGAGGAUACUUCUUUAUAUGAAAUGGUUUCUUGAAUAUAUAGUGAUGGGACUUCUCGAUGUGGUGCGGUUACUUCUGUAUAUGAUGUUGUUGCCACUUUUUUAAUGUGGAUACUUCUUUGCAUGGUGUGGGUACUUAUUAGUUAAGACUGGCGUUGCUCUGAUAUCAAACCAAUAAAUAAUCAGGAGUCGUAUACAAAUUGUAUUUUGCCCAAUUUUUAAUAUAUCUCGAGAUGUCAUGACAUCCAGUCAUAAGAAACGUAUUUGUUUUCAUUUGCCAAUAAAAACAUAAGAUUA
This is a messenger RNA of Dreissena polymorpha, 3394 nucleotides long. Its product is annotated as heat shock 70 kDa protein 12A-like. NCBI's taxonomy places the organism in Eukaryota, Metazoa, Mollusca, Bivalvia, Myida, Dreissenidae. The record is from RefSeq and is a predicted model, not a curated record. The transcript has 7 exons. Bases 425 to 2146 code for a protein of 573 amino acids.